GGGGCGGUGGCUGCGCGCGUGCGCGGAAGAGAGCUGAGGGGCGGGCGCGCCGCUGCGGGCCUGGCUUAAGCGAUUUUAGGCAAGAUGCAGGACCCCAAUGCAGACACUGAGUGGAAUGACAUCUUACGCCAAAAAGGCAUCUUGCCCUCAAAGGAAAGUUUGAAAGACUUGGAAAAGGAGGCAGAAGAGGAGGAACAGCGAAUCCUUCAGCAGUCAAUUGUGAAAACGUAUGAAGAUAUGACUUUGGAAGAGCUGGAGGAAAACGAAGACGAAUUUAAUGAGGAAGAUGAACGUGCUAUUGAAAUGUACAGGCAGCAAAGACUGGCUGAGUGGAAAGCAACUCAACUAAAGAAUAAAUUUGGAGAAGUUUUGGAGAUCUCAGGAAAGGAUUAUGUUCAAGAAGUUACUAAAGCCGGUGAGGGCUUGUGGGUUAUCUUGCACCUUUACAAACAAGGAAUUCCUCUCUGUGCCCUCAUAAAUCAGCACUUCCGUGGACUUGCCAAGAAGUUUCCUGAUGUCAAAUUUAUCAAAGCCAUUUCAACAACCUGCAUACCCAAUUAUCCUGAUAGGAAUCUGCCUACGAUAUUUGUUUACCUUGAAGGAGAUAUCAAGGCUCAAUUUAUUGGACCUCUGGUGUUUGGUGGCAUGAACCUGACAAUAGAUGAGUUGGAGUGGAAAUUGUCAGAGUCUGGAGCAAUAAAGACGGAUCUGGAGGAAAAUCCUAAGAAACCAAUUGAAGACACUUUGCUAUCCUCAGUGCGGUGCUCUAUCCCCGCAAGAAGGGACAGUGAUUCUGAGGAUGACUAAGGCUAUGGCCUCGGUAAUGUGCCAUACUUCCUUGAUGUGACAAAUCAUCUGGAUUUUUUAAAAAGGAUAAAGUAGAAAUGUCUUUUGGCUUUUAGCCUUUUAUAAUUAUGUUUCAAAUCUCAUAGAACUCAGAAAUCCUUACUGGGAAUCCUAUUACGGUUCUUGGAACUUUUUAAAUUAAUGACAUUUCCUUAAAAAAAUAAAAACCAGCUGUUGGUAUGA
Hyaena hyaena (striped hyena) is the source of this 1029-nucleotide messenger RNA. It is a transcript of the gene PDCL3, whose product is annotated as phosducin like 3. Gene Ontology annotation, biological process: angiogenesis; protein folding; positive regulation of gene expression. Bases 85 to 807 code for a protein of 240 amino acids. The record is from RefSeq and is a predicted model, not a curated record. Lineage: Eukaryota; Metazoa; Chordata; Mammalia; Carnivora; Hyaenidae. Gene Ontology annotation, cellular component: cytoplasm. The transcript is spliced from 6 exons.